This is a messenger RNA of Aureobasidium pullulans EXF-150, 843 nucleotides long. RefSeq names its product Metallo-dependent phosphatase. Gene Ontology annotation, molecular function: hydrolase activity. The transcript has a single exon. Lineage: Eukaryota; Fungi; Ascomycota; Dothideomycetes; Dothideales; Saccotheciaceae. The record is from RefSeq and is a predicted model, not a curated record. The coding region runs from base 1 to 843 and encodes 280 amino acids.
AUGUCGCCAAACAAUGCCAGCUUUCUGAUCAUCUCCGACACCCACGGUCUCGACAUCCAUGAGAACACAGUUCAACAUUUCCGCCUUCCGCUUCCCAAAGUCGAUGUUCUUCUCCACUGCGGAGAUCUCACACAAGUCGGUGGCCAUGGUCCUUUUCGCAAAGCACUGAAGAUGUUGGGCGAGAUCGAUGCCGAGCUCAAGCUAGUCAUCGCUGGCAACCACGACCUCGAGCUCGAUGGCGAAUACUGGCGCUCGCAUCUGAACGAAGAAGACGGCGACGAAGCUGAAGAGCACGACCAAGCUGUCGCCAUCAUGAGAGGCCCACUGGCGAAAGAAGCUGGUGUCACAUAUCUCGAACAAGUAACUCACACUUUCACGCUGAAGAGUGGUGUCUCUUUCUCUAUCUACGUUUCGCCAUACUCGCCUGCUAUCAAUGACUAUGCAUUCGGCUAUCCGUCUUCCGAAAACAGAUUUGUCGACCUCAAGGAUCAUGUCGAUAUCAUGAUGACUCAUGGCCCGCCUAAAAAUAUCCUCGACGCAUGUCCCAGCGGCAAUGUUGGAUGCGAUCAUCUUCUCGCCGCUCUGAAUCGUGCUAAGCCUUUGCUGCACUGCUUUGGUCAUAUUCAUGAAGGCCAUGGAGCUCGAACAAUCAGCUGGGAUGAAAAAGCCGAUGCAGAAAAUUAUCUCAUGGUCGCCAAACCGGUGGACAUCGACAAGACGGAGCGUUGGCAUACUGUUCGUAAGAGCGAAAAGUCGAAUGAGACAUUGGCUGUCAAUGCUGCCAUCCAGGGCGAGAACGGCGAGUUCUGCAAUGCUCCUUGGCUUGUGUAUCUGCCUCUUUAG